AUGCCCUUCGAUAUUAUUCCUCCUUAUCAAUCGCAUUAUAAACCGACCUCUCAAUGACUACUCACGCCGACUUCAACGACACCACGACGGCGGAGGAGGUCGUGGCCGUGUUCGCGGACCAGAUCGCGGGCCGCACAGUUGCGAUCACCGGGCCCUCCGUAGGCGGCAUUGGCUUUGAGACGGCACGCGCCAUCGCGAGCCAAGGCGCCUCGGUCAUCCUCGUGGGGCGGAGCAUGGACAAAUUGGAGGAGGCGCGCGACACGAUCUUGCAGCAAACGCCUGGCGCGUCGCUCGCCCUCGUCACGCUCGACUUGGGCUCGCUCGCGUCUGUCCGUGCCGGCGCGGCGGAGAUCGCCAAGGCCGCUGGCGGGCGGCUCGACGUGCUGAUCAACAACGCGGGCGUGAUGAUGACGCCGUUCAGCCACACCGUCGACGGCUUCGAGACGCAGUGGGGCACCAACUACGUCGGCCCGUGGCUGCUCACCAACCUCUUGCUGCCGGCGCUGCUUGCUGCUCCAUCCCCGCGCGUCGUGUUCGUCAGCUCGGCCGGCCACCGCACCACCGACAUCCGGUGGGACGACCCCAACUUUGCACGCGGAUACGACGGCCUGCUCGCGUAUGGGCAGGGUAAGACGGGCGCCAACCUCAACGCUGUGGCGCUUGCGGCCAAGUUCCCGCGGCUCACGGCCAUCUCCCUGCAUCCCGGCGGCAUACAGACCAACCUCAUGAACCACCUUACGGCGGCGGACAUGCCGGCGCUCAGCGACAUGCUCGAGGCGGACGGGAGCAGCAAAAGCAGCUGGAAGACGCCGAGCCAGGGCGCUGCUACUACCCUCGUCGCAGCCUUCGACCCCAAGCUCACGGAAGUCAAUGGGACGUAUCUCGUCGACUGCCAGAUCGCCGAACUCAAGGAGACCGGGCCGAGCCCGGGUAAGAGCAUGGCCGAGCUCACUUAUGUCGCGCCAUACUCGCUUGACCCUGUGCGCGCGGAGCGUCUCUGGCGCAUGACCGAGGAGAUUGUUGGGGAGAAGUUUGGGCCAGAGGAUGUGAAGCCGACAGCAACUGCGUAGAAGCUAGACCCCGCAUUGAUCCAGCCAUGCAUAAGAGUACAAAUCAA
Cutaneotrichosporon oleaginosum is the source of this 1117-nucleotide messenger RNA. RefSeq lists its product as uncharacterized. The record is from RefSeq and is a predicted model, not a curated record. NCBI's taxonomy places the organism in Eukaryota, Fungi, Basidiomycota, Tremellomycetes, Trichosporonales, Trichosporonaceae.